AUGGAAGAUGCCAUGUUCCAGGUUAGUGAUGGGCUCGUGGCCAACGUGGUGCCUAAUACUAUUCUGCCUUGCCAAGAUCAGUAUUUUGUAGGAGGCCAGAGUUAUAAUUGCCCGUAUUCCACUUCAACGUCAGAAUCUGGUGUUGACGUUUCCAAGGAGACUUGGGUCUCUUACUGGGCUGCUGGUAUCCUGGACAACACUGAGCUCCAACAAGCACCACAAGUACUAGAAUCACCCUGUGACUUAAGUUUUCCUGCUCUGGACCCGUGUUCAUGGGAAGAGGCUCAGCUCUCGUCUCAGCUCUACAGAAAUAAGCAGCUCCAGGAUACUCUACUACAGAAGGAGGAAGAACUUGCUAGGCUACAUGAAGAGAAUAAUCACCUCAGACAAUACCUGAAUUCUACUUUGGUUAAACGUCUAGAAGAGAAGGCCAAGAAAUUGCUGUCAUCAGAUGAGUUGUCUAAAGUGUUUGGAAAACUCAGAAAAGAGAAGAGGAAACCCAAAGAACACAGACACCUCCCUGCUGAGAUUCCCCAGUCCAAAACUGCCAAGAGAAACCUCUCCACGGAGUUUUCUAACUAUGGGGAACAAUCUGGGCCCCAUGUGGAUCCCUGGGUUCUUCAAACCCUUGGGCUGAAAGACCUCAACACCAUUGAUGACACUCUACCAGCUAACUACAGUGCCGCCACCACCUCUCUUCCCAGGACAGUUCCCAGUGCAUCCUCCCAGUUUGUACAUGAUACAGUUGGCUAUGCAAAUGUCUGCAGAGAUCUGCACCUUGACUAUGUAGGUCAGAAAACACAUGCCUCACAUGCCACCUCCAUCCACCAGGAAGACUGCUUCAGUUUUCCUCUUUCUAAUCCUUCAGUGAGGGUUCAGACUCUUCCUUAUCACACUGCAGAUGUGUCACCCAACAAGACAGAGGUGGCCUUUUCCACAUCUUUGAGUCCUCACUGCAAUGUGAAAACUCACUCCUUCCACCAGGGACAAGCCUUUGUACGUCGAGAUGAGGAGGGAGGCUGGAAGUUUACCUGGGUCCCCAAGCAGACCUAG
This is a messenger RNA of Grammomys surdaster, 1053 nucleotides long. It is a transcript of the gene Gmnc, whose product is annotated as geminin coiled-coil domain containing. The coding region runs from base 1 to 1053 and encodes 350 amino acids. The transcript has 5 exons. Gene Ontology annotation, cellular component: nucleus. Gene Ontology annotation, biological process: negative regulation of DNA replication; negative regulation of cell cycle. Lineage: Eukaryota; Metazoa; Chordata; Mammalia; Rodentia; Muridae. The record is from RefSeq and is a predicted model, not a curated record.